AUGGCGCAGCAUCUGUUGCACGGGACUUUACAUGCUACAAUCUAUGAAGUUGAUGCGCUUCAUGGUGGUGGAGUCAGAGCUGGCUUCCUCGGGAAGAUUCUUGCAAAUGUUGAAGAGACGAUUGGUGUUGGCAAAGGAGAAACACAGCUUUACGCCACGAUCGAUCUCCAGAAAGCAAGAGUCGGUCGAACCAGGAAGAUCAAGAACGAGCCUAAAAACCCAAAGUGGUACGAGUCGUUUCACAUCUACUGUGCUCACUUGGCUUCCGACAUCAUCUUCACUGUGAAAGACGAUAACCCCAUCGGUGCAACCCUCAUCGGAAGAGCGUACAUCCCCGUCGACGAAGUCAUCCACGGCGAGGAAGUUGAUAAAUGGGUUGAGAUCUUGGACAACGACAGAAACCCUAUCCAAGGAGGAUCCAAGAUCCACGUGAGGCUCCACUACUUCCAUGUCGAGGAGGAUCGUAACUGGAACAAGGGCAUCAAAAGCGCUAAAUUCCCUGGCGUGCCCUACACGUUCUUCUCUCAGAGACAAGGAUGCAAAGUCUCUCUCUACCAAGGAGCUCACAUCCCGGACAACUUCGUCCCGAGGAUCCCUCUCGCUGGUGGCAAGAACUACGAGCCUCAGAGGUGUUGGGAGGAUAUCUUCGACGCCAUAAGCAACGCGAAGCAUUUGAUCUACAUCACUGGAUGGUCUGUCUACACUGAGAUCACUCUCAUCAGAGACUCGAGGAGGCAAAAGCCAGGUGGAGACAUGACCAUCGGUGAGCUUCUCAAGAAGAAGGCUAGCGAAGGCGUUAGGGUUCUCUUGCUUAUCUGGGACGACAGAACCUCCGUUGACGUGCUCAAGAAGGAUGGUCUCAUGGCUACUCAUGAUGAAGACACUGAGAAUUUCUUCAGAGGAAGCGACGUCAACUGUGUUCUCUGCCCUCGUAACCCCGACGACGGUGGCAGCAUCGUGCAGAGCUUGCAGGUCUCUACCAUGUUCACUCAUCACCAGAAGAUCGUUGUCGUGGACAGCGACCUCCCUAGCCAAGGAGGUUCUGAGAUGAGGAGGAUCGUUAGCUUCGUCGGCGGUAUUGAUCUCUGCGACGGGAGGUACGACACUCCUUUCCAUUCCUUGUUCAGGACGCUUGACACUGUCCACCACGACGACUUCCAUCAGCCUAACUUCACCGGAGCUACAAUCACCAAAGGUGGUCCUAGGGAGCCGUGGCAGGACAUUCACUCUCGUCUUGAAGGUCCCAUUGCUUGGGACGUCAUGUACAACUUCGAGCAGAGAUGGAGCAAGCAAGGUGGUAAAGACAUCCUCGUGAAGCUGAGAGACCUAAGUGACAUCAUCAUCACACCUUCUCCUGUCAUGUUCCAAGAAGACCACGACGUUUGGAACGUCCAGCUCUUUAGAUCCAUCGACGGUGGAGCUGCCGCCGGGUUUCCGGACUCUCCUGAAGCCGCUGCGGAGGCUGGUCUUGUGAGCGGGAAAGAUAACAUCAUCGACAGGAGUAUCCAAGAUGCUUACAUCCACGCCAUCAGACGUGCGAAAGACUUCAUCUACAUCGAGAACCAGUACUUCCUUGGAAGCUCGUUCGCGUGGGCCGCGGAUGGGAUCACACCAGAGGACAUCAACGCUCUGCACUUGAUCCCGAAGGAGCUGUCUCUCAAGAUCGUUGACAAGAUCGAGAAAGGAGAGAAGUUUAGGGUUUAUGUUGUGGUUCCCAUGUGGCCUGAGGGUUUACCGGAGAGUGCUUCGGUGCAAGCUAUAUUGGAUUGGCAGAGGAGGACCAUGGAGAUGAUGUACAAGGAUGUUGUUCAGGCGCUUAGGGCUCAGGGACUAGAGGAAGACCCUAGAAACUAUCUCACCUUCUUCUGCCUUGGAAACCGUGAGGUCAAGAAAGAAGGAGAGUAUGAGCCUGCGGAGAGACCAGACCCUGACUCUGACUACAUGAGGGCUCAAGAAGCUAGACGCUUUAUGAUUUACGUUCAUAGCAAAAUGAUGAUCGUUGAUGAUGAGUAUAUAAUAGUGGGAUCUGCUAACAUCAACCAGAGGUCGAUGGAUGGAGCUAGAGACUCGGAGAUAGCGAUGGGAGGUUAUCAGCCACAUCACUUGUCACAUAGACAACCAGCUCGUGGACAGAUCCAUGGUUUCCGUAUGUCGUUAUGGUACGAACACUUGGGAAUGCUUGACGAGACUUUCCUCGACCCCUCGAGCGUGGAGUGCAUUGAGAAAGUUAACCGCAUUGCUGAUAAGUACUGGGACUUCUACUCGAGUGAGUCGCUGGAACAUGACCUUCCUGGUCACUUGCUUCGUUACCCGAUUGGUGUAGCCAGCGAAGGUGACAUCACCGAGCUUCCGGGAGUCGAGUUCUUCCCUGACACGAAGGCUCGUAUCCUCGGCACCAAAUCAGACUACCUGCCUCCAAUCCUUACAACCUAA
Microthlaspi erraticum is the source of this 2433-nucleotide messenger RNA. Lineage: Eukaryota; Viridiplantae; Streptophyta; Magnoliopsida; Brassicales; Brassicaceae. The record is from the annotation of a GenBank genome assembly.